GAGUGAACAUGUGCUGCUCUGACAUGUGCAACAGCUGGUUGGUACGCGAACACACCAUCAUCCCCCACACAUUCGACAGAUUGUUCGCGUUUAGGAAAGUUGGAUCUGCAGCAAGCAGAAAAAAGGGGAGGUGCGCAGACAUCGGCAAAUCCGUUUAUUUUCGUUUUGUUUUGUUGCCUUUACACGCUUUUUCGUCAUAAAAUACACGUCUUCGAUCGCUUAUUCCGACGGGUCUCAACGUGAGAGGUUGCGUGUGUGGUUGGAGUGUGUUUCUGCCCCGAAAGGCCAACCGCAGAGCAGAGCACGCGACGACCGGAGGAAAAGCACGACAUUUGGCAAAAUACCACCUCGCGGAACCGCAGCCACGAAUCAAUCAGAACUUAGAAGUCGCUGGUCAGACUUGCUUCGAAGUGGACGGUGUCUAAUUCGAUAUCAGUACGAAGCAAAAGUUGCAGCGCGAAUUCAGGUGUUAAAAUUAGUUAGCGCAAUAAGAGAAGACAGGCAUGGCGCAAAUGGGAAGAGCGGUGAAAAAUCUUGAGCCACCGCGACCGCUCAAGUCGACGCUGAAACAGAACCAUGUGCACGUGCCCGUUUAUGAGGUUCAAUCAAUUGAAGAGCUCAUAACGUUGACGGAAAACGUUGCCGCUAGUUUGGCCAACGGUUGCAACAAUGCCGAUGGCAUGAACGCGUUGCUCGCCAACCUUCGAUUACAUGGGCCUCAGUUGGAGAACAUCUCUAAAGAUACUCUGGAUCGUGCAUUUGUCAUCUUUCGAAACGCAUCACAAGACGAACGAUUAAACAUCAUGACGCGGCUAAACCUGCUAGAGCUGAUUGAGCUGCGCGCCAAAUCGUGGCAAGUGUCGGACGGCACCAACACCUACUACAAACACAAGGCAAGCAAUGUCGAGCCGGAUGCCAUUGGUGAUCCAUCUUUGUUGAGCACCUCCCCGCCUGGUCUGUCCCUCGGGCAGCAGGUUAUUCCCUCGUUGUCCCCCGGUGAGCUGAUCCGCAAUUCGGGCAAGUUUCCCAAACCGACGAAAAUACCCGGCAAGACGUACUCGAAGGACGAAAUCGUGAUACGAAAUGCUGACUCAGGAAAAGUUAUGGGAAUCAAGGGGCGUAGAGUUCACAUGAUUGAGGAGUUGAGCGAAACGGUUAUAUCGUUCCAAAGAGUGAAUCCGGGUGCCAAGGAACGCCUUGUUCAAAUCACGGGACCCAACGAGGAGAAGAUAAUUUACGCAAAGCAACUGAUCGAAGACACAAUCCGCCGCAAUGCCUCUCCUGUGCGCUUGGACACUUCUCAGGAUGGUUCGUGCAGUUCGCUGGCGUCGUCAGCUUCGGAUGAAAUGAUCCAUCCGAGGCGGUCGAUUUCGGAUGCGUCCGCCAUUCCGACCGCUGGUGGACAACGUAACUCGAUGAUGGGCAAUCCCAACGGAAAUGUUUCCUACGUGCCAAAUCAGCAGCAGUCAGUGACCGGGCUGAGUUUGAACUUGAAUAACAACGCGAUGUACCAGCAGCAACAGCAAGCCCAACCGCAGUUCACCCAUCCUAAGCUCACCCGAACCAGUUCCCAGAACAAUGGUCAACAAGCUGGCAUGCUGCUGCACAGUUUCUCGACAAACGACGCCUCGCUGGGUGAGUUCAAAUACACGGUGAACGUCGGAAAGCACAGCGUCAAAAUCACUGGAGACUGCUUCGAUCUAGUGAGGGUUGCCAAACUGGUGCUGGAUGAUUAUUUCAGUAGCAACGAAUUCCUAGCUUCGGUCGAGAUGGGAUCCAAUUUUGAUUUGCCAAGCUCGUUAGCAUCGCCGGUAACACCGAUGCCAGGUCAGCAUCAACUGAUUACCGGGUCACCCUUCGUCGACAGUGGCGUCGGCUUGGAUGCCAUGGGCGGUGGAAUCGGUUCGAUGGGUGGCAACUGCAUUGAAGUCGAUGACGACGUCUUCAUCAUAGAUCCACCAACACUGGGUGGUGGCAGUCUGAAAUCAGGCGACAGUUCAAGUUCUUCCAGCUCAACAUUGGUCACCUCCACGCCAGUAAAUAACGGAUUGAGCCGAUCGAGAAGAAGUCAUUUCUCGCGCAAGGACAGCGCACCGGAGGGCAUUAAGGAUGGCGCAGGCGCCACGCCAACUACGAAGGACGAUUCUACGCCAGUGAGAAUCGUUCACGAAUACGAACGUUUGAUCUACUACUCCAAAUCUCCCCACUCAUGGGCGUUGCCACGUGACUGGCUGAAGAUCUGCGACAAACUACCCUAUCUAAUACGAAACAAGGAUAUCAGUGACGAAAAGAACCGCUUCAAUGGUGAUCACUUUUUGGAAAUGAAGUAUCAAUCUGAAGGUCCCACCGCCGCUCACUGUAAUCAGACGACUGACUCUACGGAUGCCACAACGGAACAGCAGAGUGGUGAUUCGGCCAGCAAUGGAGAUGCAACGACGGCAGCUACCGCGUCUGGUGAACGAGCAUCCGAUGAAUCAUCACAACAGCAGCAGCCCGAUGGGCCGAAGUAAGCGCGGGCUGCUGGUUGAUCUCCGAUGGGCUGAUAACAGAAUUACAAUGUGUAAUAACUAUUAUUAUACUUAUGUACUACUGCUAAAACUAAAGUUAGGGCUAACUUUUGAUACGACUACCUUUGUAACAAUAGUGCUUAGUUGUUAGUAUGUAGAGUUAGGAGGCAACUAGAGAGAUGCUAGGCGCUUAACCUGGAGUUAUUGUUCGUAUAACCGACGCAUGGGAAAAGGGACCUUCUUUUCAUUUAGGAACAUAAAAACUCUCGCUCUUAUCGAGCGAACCGAAACGGUAGCCUUUGAACUGGUACCAUAUUGAAUAGGUACCACCCUCCCAGAUAUUGAGAUUAACCAAACUCGAAACAUAUAGAUCGUUGCAACUGUAAUCUUUUUCGUGUAAUAUGGAAAAAGAUAUUUGGCCACAGUACGAUCAUAUUCAACUCAUACUAAAAAAAUCAAAAUCUCUCUUAGAAUUAUUUAUCAAAUUAUGUUUUUCCUUUGUUGUAUAUAAGUUGGGCAGAAGGGUCUCACAAUGGUUCUAGGUUUUCAUAAUUCUUUCGAUCUAAAACUGUUGUAAAAUUGUUCGAUCAAAAGCGACUACAAAAUUUCGCAAAUUGUAACCAUUUUUUGUUUAUGAUCUCAUUUUUCUUUUUAUUAACGAUAUAAAGCUCAAUAUGAAGAUAAAUUUUCUUUAAAUACUGAUAUCCUUCGGUCCAUUUUGUACGAUAAUGGAAAAAAUCUACGUCUCAUCUAACACAUACAUACACCAUUUCUAGUAGGUAGUAAUUUGUGAAAUUCCAAUCAUUUUGUGUAAACGGAAUGUAGCCGAAUCCUAAGCAACGCACUGCUGUGUAUUAACAACCAUCUAGUCUAAAAAAGCAAAACAACUGCACCACGCACCCCCCUACAGCGAGAAAUAUUAAUAUUUGAAGAUUUCAUACAGUUUUGUUCUAUUUUCUGGUAGAACAAUAACACUUCUCAAAACUUUUCGUACUAUAGAAAUAACACUGGAUCCAUACCUCUAACCUUAUAAGACCUGCUGUUGAUUUUGUUUUUUGAUCAAUUAUUUUUUGAAACAAUUUAUGUUUGUUUUAUUUAUGAACUAUUUAUAUCGAAACAAUGUUAUUUAUUUUGUUCAUUAUUUAUUAACCUAUUUAUGACACCUCCGGAGAACAGCUUCCUGUGAAUGAACUUUGUUGAGAUUCUUAAGCAAUAACCAAAAUGAAAAUUGAAAUGAAAUACAAUCGCCUUUCUCACCCCUAUUAUAACUCUGAGCAGAAGGAGCAUGUUAGUUGUUUCCAAUGUGUAUAACAUAGUAUUCAUACGCCCUGUGUAAGGUCCUAAAAAAGCAGAGAACACGCAUGUUAAGCCUUUAUCUCUAAGUUUGUUUUAACAAUAAUAAUCCAAUCCCCAUUAUUAUCCGAUCUACUCACACAUAUACCCUACAGCAUCAGCAAUAAUUGCAAAAUAUAGAACAAGCAAAAUUCAAUGAAAAAAAUAUGUCAGUUGGAACUUAACAAAUUUAAACCAUUAACGCGAAGAUGUUUUGGAUAUAAGAAAUAAAUCUAUAUAUUUUCUAAAA
Armigeres subalbatus is the source of this 4089-nucleotide messenger RNA. RefSeq names its product eukaryotic translation initiation factor 4E-binding protein Mextli (gene mxt). The record is from RefSeq and is a predicted model, not a curated record. Gene Ontology annotation, biological process: positive regulation of translation; regulation of formation of translation initiation ternary complex. Gene Ontology annotation, cellular component: cytoplasm; RNA cap binding complex. The transcript is spliced from 10 exons. The coding region runs from base 504 to 2510 and encodes 668 amino acids. NCBI's taxonomy places the organism in Eukaryota, Metazoa, Arthropoda, Insecta, Diptera, Culicidae. Gene Ontology annotation, molecular function: RNA binding; eukaryotic initiation factor 4E binding; translation initiation factor activity.